Cetraspora pellucida is the source of this 443-nucleotide messenger RNA. NCBI's taxonomy places the organism in Eukaryota, Fungi, Glomeromycota, Glomeromycetes, Diversisporales, Gigasporaceae. The record is from the annotation of a GenBank genome assembly.
CAAUACGUGAAACACUGAUCAAGAAGAUUACGCCAUCAACAGAUUCAGUAUCCAAAGAAUUUAAGGCAUUGUUUAAAAAGACACGUGAAUACUUUGAUAAUUUUCGACAUACCUUUAAUAAAGACAUGGCGGCUCUUGCCAAAGAUUUCUUAGUUAAAGAUUACAAAUACCUUGAUGCUAGUGACUUUUCUGAGUUCAAAAAAUCUUCUUCACUCAAAUCUCUCGAAAGCUUUGUUGCUGAAAGUUUGAAGAUUCAUGUUGAAUAUCAAAUUGCAGUUCGUAAUAAAGAAAAACCUUCCUAUAGUGAAGAUGUCUUAGCCAAAAUUAAGAAACUUGAUCAACUCACUAUUCAAGUUACUAUACCAUCAGCAAGCCAACGCAAUUACAUAAAUGAAUUAGAUCUUAGUCAAACUAAUGAAGAGUUAUCUUCAGAUAAUGAAUAA